AGCUCCGAUUGACCCGGAUGCCAUGGACCUCUUGGGAAGAGAAGAGGUGUAUAGCUUUGCUUACGCAGACGCUUUGCGACGAGGCGUGCGCAUCUCCGAGAAGCUGCAUGUGGACAAGUUCUCAGGGCGCUUCACCUGGACACGGGGCCAGGAGAGCGAGGAGAAGGAUGAAAAGGUGAAGUGCCAAGGCAGCUCGUACCUCCUCUCUCAUGUGUCGAGUGUUCGCUUCACCACGCGCCUGGGCGAUCCCAACUCCGAGUUUUGGACCGCCGCACAGAAGCUGGUGCGCCACAAGAAGAUCAGGACGCUGAGCACCGGACCCGUGCUCAGCCUCCUGGUGAUGAUCUUCAACGUCCUGACCUUGACUCUAGUUCUAGCGGCCUGCCUGGCACACGCCAUGUGGCUGGUCUUUCCCCGGGUGGAGGGCAACUAUGACAUGAGCCAAGGCCCCGACUCCGAGGCGCUGGGCGCCGCAUCGGCGCUGGCAGUGCUUACGGCGCUUUGCGCCACUGCCGCAGGUUGGUGGCUGGGCAUCUUCCGGUGCCGCUGCGGCCGUUUCCGGGGCUUCGCCCGGGCCUCCCUGGGCGUGGCGGAGCGGCUGGGCGACCAGGUGGCAGCCAGAUACAGGAUCCAGAGGCCCUUCACCGGCGCCGUGCUGUUUGUUUGGAUCCUGUGGUGCUUUUUCUUGGUGGUGCUGUGCCCGGUUGCCUAUGGCCUCAGCCGCCGCACUGAGUGCGGCCCUGGCAGCUGCGCGCCAGAGCCGGGCUCCCCACUGUUGCCCACCUGUGGGGUCGGGAACUGCAGCUGCGGCGGCCUCGCGGAUUUGACUUGCGUACUGGCAACGACUGGCCAAGACCUGUCCAUUUGCAAGAACGUGAAGCAGCCUAUGUGCACUGCCUCGCCCCUGGAGCCCGCCAGCGGCGUGCAGAUGCCGCUGCUGGCUGCGGCAGUGGGCAGCACCGCCUUGGCUGUGCUGCUGGGCCUCGCCUGGCUGCUGAACACCUGGUGCCUGUAUGCUGGCUGGAUGCGCUCUCCUAGGGACGUGGUGAUGCUGCCGCAGAUCAUGUAUCACAGGUUCUCAGUGAACUUCCGCUCGCGCCAAGAGAAAAAGCUGAUUUUCACCCUGGGCGCGGAGGAUGAUCCUUUGGCCGUUGCCGCGGCUUUGAUGCCUCAAUGCCACCGUCCUAGUGCCAUCAUGUACCAGGCGCCGGGGAUGAUGACGGGCACCUAUAUGCCCAUUAUGCCCGGCUCACCAGGCACAGGCUCGGAAUGGGCAACUGGCUAUAAUAUGCCUCCAGCGGCAGGCGAGAGCGGCUAUGAGCCCAAGUGGUGCUGACCCAUCGCCACUAGGCACGAGUGAUGCAGCAUGCAAAUCGGUGAGUUGAACGAAACUGAGAUGCCGCGUUUCGGGAAUUCAUUGGCUCGCCUUGCCUCUGGCUCCCACAAGGGAAGUUGCAACUGCGAGCGUUUCACCAGGCAAGGCUUUGGCAAGUAGCCCGAAGAGAUAUUGCCUUGACGACCCCAAGAACUGACGCCU
Messenger RNA from Effrenium voratum, 1537 nucleotides. The record is from the annotation of a GenBank genome assembly. Lineage: Eukaryota; Dinophyceae; Suessiales; Symbiodiniaceae.